AUGAAGCUGCUGCGCCUGCUGUGCCGCCACAAGACGGCCCUGGGCCUGGGCGGCCUCUCGCUCUUCGCCGUGGUCCUGCUCUACCUGGCCAAGUGCACCUCCGAGGGGCUGCGGCCACUGCCAGCCCCCCGGGGGCUCCCCCACAACCAGCCUCCGCUGCCUCGGGGGGCUAGGGGGGCACAGCCGCCCGCAGCCCCGCCGCCACCGCCGCCAUCCCCUCAGGAGACGGCGUUCCUGGCUGUGCUCAUCACCAGCGGGCCCAAGUACUCCGAGCGCCGCAGCAUCAUCCGCAGCACGUGGCUCUCGGUGGCCGGCCGCCCUCCUCAUGACGAUGUCUGGAGCCGCUUUGUCAUUGGCACCAGUGGGCUCGGGGCUGAGGAGCUUCGUAGCCUGGAGCUAGAGCAAAGCCGUCACAGGGACCUUCUUCUUCUACCAGAGCUGCGUGAUUCCUAUGAGAACCUGACUGCUAAAGUCCUGGCCAUGUACGUCUGGCUGGAUCUGCACCUUGACUUCCAGUUUGCCCUGAAGGCCGACGAUGAUACCUUUGUACGCUUGGAUGUACUUGUAGAAGAGCUGAGAGCCAAGGAGCCACGUCGCCUCUACUGGGGCUUCUUUUCUGGCCGGGGUCGAGUGAAAUCUGGUGGCAAGUGGAAAGAGAGCGCCUGGGUGCUCUGUGACUACUAUCUACCAUAUGCCCUGGGUGGUGGUUACGUGCUUUCUGCAGACCUGGUGCACUAUUUGCGUCUCAGCAGAGACUACCUGAACAUGUGGCAGAGCGAAGAUGUCUCCCUGGGGGUUUGGCUGGCUCCCAUUGAUGUGAAGAGAGUGCACGACCCUCGUUUUGACACUGAAUAUAAGUCACGGGGUUGCAACAAUAAGUACAUAGUAACACAUAAGCAAAGCAUUGAGGACAUGCUGGAAAAGCACCAGACCCUGGCUAAAGAAGGAAAGCUCUGUAAGGAGGAGGUUAAGCUCAGGCUUUCGUACAUGUAUGACUGGGGAGUGCCACCUUCACAGUGUUGCCAAAGGAAGGAUGGCAUCCCGUGAAAGUCUGAGGAAAUAAAAAGCAGAUUGUUAAUGGA
Messenger RNA from Cygnus atratus (black swan), 1082 nucleotides. It is a transcript of the gene B3GALT6, whose product is annotated as beta-1,3-galactosyltransferase 6. The coding region runs from base 1 to 1047 and encodes 348 amino acids. The record is from RefSeq and is a predicted model, not a curated record. Gene Ontology annotation, biological process: glycosaminoglycan biosynthetic process. The transcript has a single exon. Gene Ontology annotation, molecular function: UDP-galactosyltransferase activity. NCBI's taxonomy places the organism in Eukaryota, Metazoa, Chordata, Aves, Anseriformes, Anatidae. Gene Ontology annotation, cellular component: membrane.